This is a messenger RNA of Sapajus apella (tufted capuchin), 3625 nucleotides long. It is a transcript of the gene MDFIC, whose product is annotated as MyoD family inhibitor domain containing. The transcript is spliced from 5 exons. The record is from RefSeq and is a predicted model, not a curated record. The coding region runs from base 249 to 989 and encodes 246 amino acids. NCBI's taxonomy places the organism in Eukaryota, Metazoa, Chordata, Mammalia, Primates, Cebidae.
CGGGAGGGACGCGCAGGGGCCGCCGCCGCCGUCGUCAGGCCACCGGGGCGAAAAUGCGGCCGCUGCCGAAGCCUCGCUAACUUUCCCGGGCGGAAGAGGAGGAGGAGGAAGGGGCUUGGCGCGAUUGAGGGGGAUGCGGAGAAGCAGUCAGUUCCCUGCACCCAGCACCUCACAGCCCUUUCUCCGUGCGCCCCGCGGGGCGGCGAGCUAGGCGGCAGCGGCGCGGCGCGGGCUCGGCGGAGCGGCCCAUGUCCGGCGCGGGCGAAGCCCUCGCUCCCGGGCCCGUGGGGCCGCAGCGCGCGGCCGAGGCGGGCGGCGGCCGGCUGGGCUCCCCAGCCCAGGGAAAAUGUGAUAAAGACAAUACUGAGAAAGAUAUAAUUCAGGCUAGUGAUAGCCGCUUCGCACAUGGAGAGAUGCAAGACCAGUCCAUUUGGGGAAAUCCUUCAGAUGGUGAACUCAUCAGAACCCAACCUCAGCGCUUGCCUCAGCUUCAGACUUCAGCACAGGCACUGAGUGAUGAGGAAAUAAGCAAGAUAAAGAACGGCCACACAGGUCUGAGCAAUGGAAAUGGAAUUCACCAUGGGGCCAAACAUGGAUCCACAGAUAAUCGCAAACUUUCAGCACCUGUUUCUCAAAAAAUGCAUAGAAAAAUUCAGUCCAGCUUGUCUGUAAACAGCGAUAUCAGUAAGAAGAGCAAAGUAAAUGCUGUCUUUUCCCAAAAGACAGGCUCUUCACCUGAAGAUUGUUGUGUCCACUGUAUCCUGGCAUGCUUGUUCUGCGAAUUCCUGACCCUCUGCAAUAUUGUCCUGGGACAAGCGUCAUGUGGCAUCUGCACCUCAGAAGCCUGCUGCUGUUGCUGUGGGGACGAGAUGGGGGAUGACUGUAACUGCCCUUGUGAUAUGGACUGUGGCAUCAUGGAUGCCUGUUGUGAAUCAUCAGACUGCUUGGAAAUCUGUAUGGAAUGCUGUGGAAUUUGUUUUCCUUCAUAAAUAUUUAUCUUUUGUUUGUGUUAAAACUGGAGAGUGUUUAAAAAUUUUACUUUUGGGGGGGAAGAAAAGCACAUGGUAAGAUUCUCAUGAAACAAUGUGGUAUUUGCACUGUUAACUCAUUAUUGUAAGUAAUCUCUGAAAGCCUUUUUACUUUAACCAAAUCUACAUGGUUUAAUAUGUGAAAUUUUAACUACUUUAACUAGUUUUAUAAACUUCUUCAUAUGUUACAAUAAGUUAGGGACAUUUUAACACCCCUCUCCCCAAAUGUUCAAUGUCUUCUCCUUUUUACUGAUAUUUCUAUUUCUUCUAACUAUUCUCAGGAGCCCUUUGCUCCAAAUAUAUUAUUUUUUCUGUGGGUAUUUAAAGCAGGCAGUUUAUUUUGAUGUGUAUCCAUAAUUAAAAGUAAGCAGGCUUUAUUUUAAAAGAAACUUUAGGAAACAAACCCACAUAAUAGUUGGGAAACAGUGUUAAUCUCUCUGCCUUACCUUCUCCAAUUGUUCAACGGACGCUGAAUGCCUACUGUGUAGACUCUCUGCUUCAGGUUGUGGGGACAGAUACAGUUUCACUUCUGUCCACAGGAACAUGAGAUUUAGCAGACUAAGGAGAUCUGUAAAGACUGAACCAUACUACAAGGCAUACUGAAGUGGGGAUUGUAAGAGAAAUAAACUCAAAAGGCUGUCGGAAUACACAGAAAAUUGCUACUAAAAUAUUCAGAAAGGCUUCAGGGAGGAUGUGUAUUUGAGGACUCUCUUAGGAUGAGUGAUUCAUCUGUUAUUUAAAUGAAUUAUUUAGAUUUUUGACAAAGUUUUAGGUGGACACCCUAAACUGUGUGUGCCCUUAACCAGUUAAAAGAACAAUGCCUUCCGCAUACCUUUUUGUUAUUUGCAGGAAUAUAGUUUUUAAAAAAAGCUAUCAAGUUUAAAUUAACUAAAAACAUGCAUUUUCUUAUACAUAACUUAAAUAUUAUCAUACUUUUUUGAUGAAAACAUAACGCCUUAGUAAAAUAGCUCUAUCUAAUAAAGAAGUUGAUUACUCUGACACAUUACAUUUAAAUUAGGAAAUUUUUAAUAUUAAAAUCCUAGUGUUCUGAGUUAUUCAGAGGCUUUCUUAUUUUGAGAGCUUUAGGUCUUUUGGGAUGAGAGCAUUUUGGUUGUUUGCUCUGGUUCGUUUCUUAAGCAGUGCUAUUUUUUGUAAACACAGAUAAAUGCGAAACCAUUCUUUUCAAUGCAGAAGAAAUCUAGACAUCCACUACUAUGACCAAAUGUCUGUGUUAUAAUUUUAUGUAAAUUAAACUAAUAUGGCAGGUUAUAAUAAUCCUUAAGUGUAAAGAAAUAAGUCAAUUACAAGACUAAUUAUACAGUUAUUGAGACGUGGAGACUGUGUGGCUUAGAUGAAAGGGAGAGUAAAUGUUCAUACUAUGCACUCUCCUACUCAGUUUGAUCUCUCUAAAAUUGUAGUUUGGUUUGCUUUAAUACACGUCUUUGUAGAAAUUUUGAAAGUAUGCUUUGGGAUUAAUAAUUAUUUUUAAUUUUUCUGGCUGAAUAUCAAAUUAGUAGUAACAACAAAAGCAUAUUUUUAGGAAGCCUUCAGCAAACCCACCCUUUUACGAGAAGUUUUUAAGCUAAAGAAUGAGAAUAUCACCUGUAGUUUUUCCUUUGAGAUGAAACCUAGUUUUUAGUUAUAUCAUUACUUAAAGGGCUUAAAAAAGAAAAAGCAAACUUUUGAAUGUUUCUUUUAUUGCUAUUUACACAUACAUACACACAUUAAAAAAACCUUUAAAUUUUUGGGUCUAAAUAGAAUUCUAGUAAACAGCUCUCUUCAUUUUUCUCCUCUAAAGAACUUCUUUCAUUUGUUACAUAAAAUAUAAGGAAAUCUUUGAGCUAUUUUACAGUAACCAGAAUCUGAAUAUUUACAUAUACCCCAAAUUAACUUAUGCACAUAUAUUAGGAUGUGAGAAUAUCAUGUUUAUGGACACAUAAAACCUUCUAAUGACCUGGAAUUGUUAGAAUAUUUGAGUUUUUAUAUGCAAAGUGUUUCAGCCAAGUGACUUGUCUAAUAUUUAAACAUAUACUGUCACAAUUUGUGAUGAAAAUAUUAGCACAUUUGGAAUAAUGUUUCUCCGUAACAGAGAAUGUUAAUGGAUACCAGAAUUUUAUUUUUGUAUUUAUGUUCAUAGUACUUUUCCUUUUGUCUACUCCAGUCAGUCAUUCCAUAAAGCAUCUUGUAUAAUUAAACGGAAAACAGAAAAAGGAAAAGUAGGCAAAUGUGAAAAUAGUUUCAAUAUAUUUUAGGAUUUCUGUAUGUAAAGUGUUUUGUUGAACUAUAUGGAUAGUGACUAAAUGCUAGAAUUUAUGGUUAUAGUUGGUAUCCUUUUAAAUGUGGAAAGGCUUUUAAAAAUAUUUUAAAACUGGACUUGUAUUAUCCUGAAUACACUAUUUUGAAAAAUUUUAAAAAUAACUUCAUUUUGCUUUAGCAUAUAUUUAUAUGUGAUUGACAUAUUAACUUACAUUUGAAAGAAUUCAACCAUAAAUUAAAACGUAAGGAUUUCUUUAUCCUGUUACAUGCAUGUCUGAAGAUUUCCUCGUCUUGUUAUGUAAAUCACAUGACUCAAGCUCAUAAACGAACUAUGAAAGAUA